Molecule: messenger RNA, 2325 nt
Organism: Fibroporia radiculosa
Lineage: Eukaryota; Fungi; Basidiomycota; Agaricomycetes; Polyporales; Fibroporiaceae
Exons: 10
Coding region: 1-2325 (774 amino acids)
Biological process (GO): translation; glutamyl-tRNA aminoacylation
Cellular component (GO): methionyl glutamyl tRNA synthetase complex; cytosol; cytoplasm
Molecular function (GO): glutamate-tRNA ligase activity; ATP binding
Source: RefSeq, a predicted model, not a curated record
AUGGUGGGAGUACUCACCGUUUCUGCAGCAUCAUUUCCGUUCGCCGCUGCUGCGGUUGCUGCUUACACCUCCAAAGCCGAGCUUGUAUUCGACCAGGGCGCAUCAAUUCCGAGCCUUGAUCUCAACGGGUCCAAAACCACUACCGAGGAUGAGAUCGUGAGGGUCCUUGCCAAGGAGGGCGGCCUGUCCGACGAUAGUGCGAAGACCCAGGCGUAUUUUGCAUUAGCAAAGACUCUACCGACAGUCACUGCAUUUCCCGAGAUCGUCGCAGCUUUAGACUCUCUUGACGACCACCUUGCAUUCCGGACAUUUCUUGUUGGUCACGACAUUUCCGGAGCAGAUUGGAUCGUUUGGGGCGCACUUAAAGGAAGUGUGAAAAUCGUUGGGCUUCUAAAGAACAAUAAACAUCCCCAUCUCCUCCGGUGGUACUCACAUCUUGAGUCUCUCGAGACUACACAGUUGGCUCUUGCAAGCCUCAGUGAGGCAAAAUCCAGCAAGGCGCGCUCGAACAAAACUGCGGCAUCAUUCGCCCUUGGAUUGCAAAAUGCCGUCGACGGUCAAGUGGUCACCCGUUUCCCACCCGAGCCGAGUGGCUAUUUGCACAUUGGACAUGCAAAAGCGGCCAUGCUCAACCAGUAUUUCGCCCGGAUGUACCAUGGAAAGCUCCUCAUCCGCUUCGACGACACCAACCCAACAAAAGAGCGCACAGAGUUUGAGGAGACAAUCCUCGAGGACCUGGCCCUCCUCGAUGUCCACGGAGACAAGGUCUCGCAUACGUCCGACUACUUCGACCAGCUCUACGAGUUCGCACUGAAGGUCAUCAAGGAGGGCAAGGCCUACGCGGAUGAUACCGAGCAGGCACAAAUGCGCGAGGAGCGCUUCAACGGGAUUGCAUCGAAGCACCGUGACGACAGCGUCGAGGACAAUAUGAAGCACUUCGCCGAGAUGAAGGCGGGCACUGCAGAGGGUGUGCGCUGGUGCGUCCGCGCGAAGAUGAGCGUUGACAAUCCAAACAAGGCGCUGCGAGAUCCUGUCAUCUACCGCUGCAACCUGCUCCCGCACCACCGGACUGGUGAUAAAUGGAAGAUAUACCCAACGUACGACUUCGCAUGUCCUAUCGUUGACUCGCUCGAGGGUGUAACGCACGCACUGCGGACGAACGAGUACCGCGACAGGAAUCCGCAAUACUAUUGGAUGAUCGAAGCUCUCGGCCUAAGAACGGUGCAUAUCUGGGACUUCAGUCGUCUCAACUUCAUCUACACGCUGCUCUCAAAACGCAAGUUACACUGGUUUGUAGACUCCGGACUUGUGCGAGGCUGGGACGACCCUAGGUUCCCCACCGUGCGAGUACACAACUACAAAGGUAUUCGCCGAAGAGGGAUGACUGUUGAGGCGCUGCGACAAUUUAUGCUCGCACAGGGACCCUCGCAGGCAAUCGUCUCGCUAGAAUGGGAUUCGCUCUGGACGCUGAACAAGAAAGUCAUCGAUCCCAUCGCACCCCGCUUCUGGGCUAUCACCAAAACGAAAAUAGUCAACGUCACUAUCCACAAUGGUCCCGCGGAAGCCGAGGUAAAGACACUGCCGAAACAUAAGAAGAACACGGAAGUCGGAGAGAAGCAGACGGUGUUCUCGUCGAAUAUUUACGUGGAACAGGAGGACGCAGCGUCCUUCGACGAUCAUGAGGAGAUCACCCUCAUGGACUGGGGUAAUGCCAUUGUCCGCUCGAAGGUGACUAACGCCGAUGGGACUAUUACCGCCCUCGUGCUGGACCUGCACCUCGCUGGUGACUUCCGCAAAACGAAAAAGAAGAUCACCUGGCUCUCGCAGCCGGCCGGUGCACACGCACUCACCGACGUCACGCUGCUCGACCACGACUAUCUGAUCACGAAGAAGAAACUCGAGGAGGCAGAUGACGUGAAGGACUUUGUCACGCCUGUGUCCGAAUACCGCGAGGACGCGCUCGCAGACGCAAAUGUACUUGCUCUCGCAAAAGGUGACAUCAUACAAUUCGAGCGCAAGGGGUACUACAUCUACGACGGCGUGAACGACGGUCGUCGCGAGUUCAUCCAUAUCCCGGACGGCCGCGCAGCGAGCCUUGCGAGUAAGGCGUCCUCGACGCCCGGCGCGGCAACACCGUCGGCGAAGGGGAAGGAGAAGGGCGCCGCGGUGGGGGGCUCAGCGGUGGGAGAAGAAUUCGUAACGAGUGCAUUGAGUGUGCCUGUGGACACGAAGAUGUAUUCGGUCACACCUGUGUACGGCAGCGGGGACGUCGUUGCUCCGGCAGAGACGAAGAUGUACAAGGUGACGAAUGUGUAUGAUUCGUAG